AUGCCCAAUAGAGCAGCAUCCCAGAGCAAUUCCGCUGAGGGACCCCUCUCACGACCGGCCCUGACGGUGCUAUCAUGGAACGCCGAAGGUAUAUCAGAUGCCAAGGAGGAAGUCCUUGCACAUAUGUGCAAACAAAUGAACUGCGAUGUGCUAUGUCUUCAAGAGACUCACCGCGGCAGCGACAAUCCACGGCCCAAGAUCAAGGGUAUGAAGCUUGCCAUCGAGCGGCCACAUCGCCAAUAUGGAAGUGCUAUCUUCAUGAACGAGAAGAUCAGACCGGAUUCUACAUCCUAUACCCACAAUAACGACAUCGAAGUGCUGAAUGUGACAAUCAAAGGACUAACGAUCUCCUCCAUCUACAAGCCACCAAACAUAAGUUUUUCGUAUCCUUCCACCACUACCAAUAGGCAUAUUGUAAUUGGCGAUUACAACAGCCACAGCACGCAAUGGGGAUAUGAUACCACUGGAGAUGAUGGAGCACUAGUUGAAACAUGGGCCCAAAACAACGACCUAAAACUAAUCCACGAUCCAAAGCUCCCAAAGUCUUUCGCCAGUGCCCGCUGGAAGAGACGUUACAACCCGGAUCUAGUUUUCUGCAGCAGGCUGCUUGCUCCCACCAGUCGUAAGUUUGUAGCUGAGCCGAUUCCAAGAUCCCAACACCGACCCAUCGGCAUUCAACUGACUGCAGUUAUCACACCAAACAAGACCCCGUUCAAGCGCAGGUUCAACUUUGCUAAGGCAGACUGGCCUGCUUUCACCGAACACCUUGAUCAUGCCCUAACACAUCUCCCUGCAGAUCCAAAGAACUAUGAAUCCUUCAUAGAUAUAGUCAAGAAGGUGUCACGUACACAUAUCCCAAGAGGCUGCCGCACGACAUACAUUCCAGGCAUCGAUGAGGAAUCAAGUCAGCUUCUGGCAAACUACACCACAGCCUACGACACAGAUGCCUUCUCAGAGGAUACCAUCAACCUUGGAGAAGAGCUUAUAUCAAGGAUAUCUCAACGACAUAGGCAGAUGUGGCAGCACAUGAUUGAAACAACAGACUUAAGACACAGCAGCAGGAAAGCGUGGGCCACCAUACGCAAGCUCGGAAUUGACAGCACCAGAGCUCAACAGCAUUAUAAUGUUACGGCUGACGAAGUAGCAAAUCAGCUGUUGAAAAAUGGAAAGGCCCCCAAGACGACUAAUUCACACAGGCACAAACUACCUGGAGUUGACCAGAACAUGUCUCUUUUCACAAGACCUAUUUCUGAAGAAGAACUACAGAAAGGUAUCUCCACGCUACACGUCAACAAGGCGGCAGGCAUCGAUGACAUCAGAUCGGAGCAGAUCAAACACAUGGGCUCUGUAGCACAAAAAUGGCUGCUAGACAUGUUUAACAACUGCAUCGAGAACACAUGUGUCCCAAAACAGUGGCUCCGAACCAAAGUCGUCGCUAUCCUCAAGCCAGGAAAGGACUCGAACGAAGCCAAGAACUUUCGACCGAUCUCGCUCCUGUGCCAAACAUACAAGCUGCUUGAACGCCUUAUUCUCAACAGAAUUGGGCCUCACGUUGACAGCCAACUGAACUGUGAGCAGGCAGGUUUCCGACCAGGAAAAUCCACCACGGGACAACUUCUCAACCUGACCCAACACAUCGAAGACGGUUUUCAGAACAACCUCAUCACAGGUGCAGUAUUUGUGGAUUUAUCUGCGGCUUAUGACACUGUCAAUCACCGAAGGCUACAGACAAAACUUCAUGACAUCACAAAUGACCUCAAACUCACCAGAUUCAUUCAGAAGAUGAUGCAGAACAGACGCUUCUUUGUCGAACUGGAUGGGCAGAAGAGCAGAUGGCGGAAACAGAAAAACGGUCUCCCCCAGGGUGGCGUCCUGGCGCCAACACUCUACAACAUAUACACUGCUGACAUCCCUUCAACAGAGAACACUCGAAACUUCAUCUAUGCAGAUGACACCUGCAUCACAGCCCAGCAUAGUACCUUCGAAGCUGUUGAACUCCAUCUCAACACAGCGCUCGCAAGCCUUUCGGAGUACUACAGAGCAAACUACCUACGGGCAAACCCAUCCAAGACUCAGGUGUGUGUUUUCCACUUGAAGAACAGGGAGGCAAAGAGAGAACUGAAGCUAAAGUGGAACAAUGUGCAACUUAACCACUGCGAGCAUCCAGUGUAUUUAGGUGUAAAACUUGACCGCACUUUAUCCUUCAAGAAACAUAUCGAGAAGACAAUAGGCAAAGUAGAAUCUCGAAAUGCCAUCAUCGGGAAGCUAGUAUCUUCACACUAUGGCGCUGACCCCAAAACUGUACAAAGUGCAGCUGUUGCUCUAUGCAUGUCAUCCGCAGAAUAUGCUUGCCCAGUUUGGAGCAGAUCAGCCCAUGUGAAGAAGCUUGACACCACACUCAAUAACACAUAUCGAAAGAUAACAGGAUGUCUGAAACCAACAAAAGUUGAGGAGAUAUAUCACCUCGCUGGCAUUGGAUCUCCUAACCAAAGGCGCACUAACACCUGCCUAAAGGAACGGAUGAAGCAGGCGACAGAUGACAAACACAUGCUACACGGAUACUUACAACCCCACAAACGACUUAUAUCCCGACACAGCUUCCUCGAUUCUGUCCCACCACCUGAACAGAAUCCUCCACCAUCAGUCAAGCCCGUACUCAUCAAAGGUCUUAACCUGAAGUGGCCGGAGUGGCAAUGCCUAAAUCGAAUGCGGACGAGAAUGGGACGGUGUAAGGUCAAUAUGGCAAGAUGGGGCUAUGCCCAUGAAGGAGAUACUCUCUGCGACUGCGGAGAGACUCAGACGAUGGACCACCUCUUGCAGUGCGGCGGAACGGUCCUCAAGCAGGUUCAUCCAGAUACCGGCAUCUCCAGUCGGGCCAUGGUCAUCAUGAACAGCUUCGUCAACGACAUCUUCGAGCGAAUUGCCGGCGAAUCUUCCCGCCUCGCUCAGUACAACAAAAAGUCAACCAUUAUUAGUCAUCCCGUGCAGGGCUCCAGUUUCCAGUGGGACGUGUUCAUCGGUUUUGGUAGCGAUAUACUUCUUUAUUGCUUGCAGCGAGGAGCCAUUGCGGUCCUUCAACUCGGUGAUUGCUGUAGCAACCAUAGGGUUAUACGCAGCGAAACGAGUAAAGAUGCAGCGAAACGAGUAUGUCAAGCAAUCAAAUAA
Strongylocentrotus purpuratus (purple sea urchin) is the source of this 3165-nucleotide messenger RNA. RefSeq lists its product as uncharacterized. NCBI's taxonomy places the organism in Eukaryota, Metazoa, Echinodermata, Echinoidea, Camarodonta, Strongylocentrotidae. The record is from RefSeq and is a predicted model, not a curated record. The transcript is spliced from 2 exons. The coding region runs from base 1 to 3165 and encodes 1054 amino acids. Gene Ontology annotation, molecular function: protein heterodimerization activity; catalytic activity; DNA binding. Gene Ontology annotation, cellular component: nucleosome.